This is a messenger RNA of Brienomyrus brachyistius, 4242 nucleotides long. RefSeq names its product acyl-CoA synthetase long chain family member 3a (gene acsl3a). The record is from RefSeq and is a predicted model, not a curated record. The transcript is spliced from 15 exons. Lineage: Eukaryota; Metazoa; Chordata; Actinopteri; Osteoglossiformes; Mormyridae. Gene Ontology annotation, biological process: long-chain fatty acid metabolic process; long-chain fatty-acyl-CoA metabolic process; neuron differentiation. Bases 284 to 2419 code for a protein of 711 amino acids. Gene Ontology annotation, molecular function: long-chain fatty acid-CoA ligase activity. Gene Ontology annotation, cellular component: lipid droplet; plasma membrane; endoplasmic reticulum.
GGAGUGAGGCUGCUGUCGCGCGCAUCGCCGGUGGAGGGUUACUAGGCUGCAGUUCUGAGCAGGAUUAGAAACACUCGCAGUAACCCGGCAUUUUAUGCGGGCUUCUAUAAACAGCCGGCGGCGCAUGACAGCGAUUUAAAAGCAGGACUGAAGAGUCCUAUUUGAAGUGCCCCUUCUGUAAGAAGCUGCCAGCAGGGGGCGCCUACCCCUGACACCACACCCCACAAAAGGAAUAAAGGACUUGGGUUUUUUUCCGUCUCAGCUAAGGGUAACAGAGACGAGAAUGAAGCUGAAGGAGGACAUUAACCCCCUGCUGCUGCAGGUCUUCCGCUCUGUCGUGUGGGUCUACUCCGUCAUCACCUUCUUGCCCUGGUACCUGCUGUCAGGCACAGGAGCUAAGCAGGAGCGCGCCCGGCGCAUCCGGGCACUGCCUGUGAGCGGGCAUCCGGGCGGUCCGUACCGUGCGCCAGGCAGCCUGCAGCACCUGGUCACUGGACUGCACCCCGGCCGCGACACACUGGACACAGUGUUCGAGCACGCCAUGCAGCGCUUCCCCAACCGAGACCUCCUAGGCACCCGGGACGUCCUCAGCGAGGAGGACGAGCUACAGCCUAACGGCAAGGUCUUCAAGAAGGUGAUCCUGGGUGACUACAUAUGGCUGUCCUUUACAGAGGUUUUUGAGGCCGCAGCCCAAUUCGGCAGAGGCCUGACGGCACUUGGCCAGAAGCCCCAGAAAAACAUUGCCAUCUUCUGCGAAACACGGGCAGAAUGGUUCAUUGCCGCACAAGCCUGCUUCAUGCACAACUUCCCUUUGGUCACCUUGUAUUCCACCCUGGGGGGUCCAGCCAUCGCUCAUGGGCUCAACGAGACGGAGGUCACCCACAUUAUCACCAGCAGAGAUCUGCUUCAAGCUCGACUCACGGCCAUCCUGCCAGACGUUCCCAGACUCGAGCAGAUCAUUGUCGUGGACAGCAAGCCCAGCGCCUGGCCCCGCCUUCCAGAGGGUGUACGCGUUCACAGCAUGGCGUCUGUGCAGGAGCUGGGAGCCAGACCCGAGAACAGGGUCAAAGUGCCCAGCCGGCCAGGGCCCUCAGACAUCGCCGUCAUCAUGUACACCAGCGGAUCCACAGGCAUCCCUAAAGGUGUGAUGAUCUCCCACAGCAACCUCAUCGCCGGCAUCACAGGCAUGAGCGAGCGGAUCCCCGAGCUCAGUGAGAAAGAUACCUAUAUCGGCUACCUGCCCCUGGCCCAUGUGCUGGAGCUGAGCGCCGAGCUGGUCUGCAUGUCGCACGGCUGUCGCGUUGGCUACUCCUCCCCGCAGACGCUUGCCGAUCAGUCGACGAAAAUCAAGAGAGGCAGUAAAGGCGACACGAGCGUUCUGCAGCCCACACUGAUGGUCGCCGUCCCGGAGAUCAUGGACCGCAUCUACAAGAACGUGAUGACCAAGGUGGAGGAGAUGAGUGGGAUUCAGCGCUCACUCUUCAUUCUGGCCUACAACUACAAGAUGGAGCAGAUCUCCAAGGGAUAUAGCACGCCUCUGUGCGAUAGGUUGGUCUUCAGGAAGGUGCGCUCCCUCUUGGGAGGGAAGGUCCGGAUUCUGCUCUCGGGUGGUGCCCCACUGUCCCCAGCCACCCAGCGCUUCAUGAACAUCUGCUUCUGCUGCCACGUGGGCCAGGGCUACGGGCUGACGGAGACCUGCGGCGCCGGCACCAUCAGCGACGUGUGGGACUACAGUACCGGACGAGUCGGUGCUCCACUGAUUUGCUCCGAAAUCACUCUGAAGGACUGGGAUGAGGCCGGGUACCACAGCACAAACAAGCCCAAUCCCAGAGGGGAGAUCCUGAUUGGCGGUCCCAAUGUAACAAUGGGCUAUUACAAGAGUGAUUCCAAGAACCAGGAGGACUUCUUUGUGGAUGAGAAUGGGCAGCGGUGGUUCUGCACCGGCGACAUUGGCGAGCUCCACCCUGAUGGCUGCCUGAAGAUCAUUGAUCGAAAGAAGGACUUGGUGAAGCUACAGGCUGGGGAGUAUGUUUCUCUGGGCAAGGUGGAGGCCGUGCUGAAGAACUGUCCCUUGAUAGACAACAUAUGUGCUUAUGCCAACAGUGACCAGACUUAUGUAAUUGGCUUUGUGGUGCCCAAUCAGAAGCAGUUGAUAUCCCUGGCAGAAGAGAAGGGCAUUGUGGGAUCCUGGGAGGAGAUUUGCAACAGCUCUGAGAUGGAGAAGGAGGUGCUGUGGGUGAUGAUGGAGGCCGCGGCUGUAGGCAAGCUGGAGAGGUUUGAGAUUCCCCAGAAGAUUCGUCUCAGCUCUGAGCCCUGGACUCCUGAGACAGGCCUAGUCACAGACGCCUUCAAGUUGAAGCGCAAGGAGCUGAAGACUCAUUACCAGGAAGACAUCGAGCGGAUGUAUGGUGGGAAGUAGAGGGGGGACACGUCUCCCUCCUCUCUCUCUCUCUCUCUCCGCUACGACCACAUCCCAUCAGAUGGGCCAAUACUUGAAUUUACUCUGUACAUGCAAGACCAAACAGCAGGACAUGGCAUCUUCAGUGGGACGGCAGCAGAGAUCCCCCGUAAGAGUUUGUGAGACUUGGCAGACUUGAAGAAGGGGCAUGUUCAUGAGAGGCGGUCUGGGGCAGCAUAACCUUUCAGCCCUCAUGGUGGAAACCAGAGUCCUCCACAGACGAUGAGAUGGGGUCAGAUCAGCAUCUCCAAUACCAAGCAGGAGACCUCAUUUAUAGAGACACACACACACACACACGUAUAAUAUUUCUUGUCUGAGGACCACAUUUGACUAAAUCAACAUGAGGUCUAUUUCUGCAGUUCUUCUCCUUGUUGUAUUUGGUGUUUUUCAUUUGAGAAUUGUUCUAUUCCUCUCCCAUCGGAUGUGUUUCUUGGAGUAAUCCUCACAGGCUGAGAGUGCAGCAUAGGUGACAGAAUGUUCUGUGCAUUUUUGUAAUGUGUCCCUGCAGCAGUGAUGAAUAGUCUUGCUCUUAUAUAGAUGAGUGGAUUUUAUCCUUCAUUGUGUAGUUAUGGACCUCUUCUCUCACAGUAUUUUGAGCAUGAGGCAUGAAACAGAGAGAUUGUUUGUUUUUUUUUAAACUAAGCAAAAGCCUUUUUCCAAGGACAGCAUCACUGUACAAACAAAGGCAAUGAGGGGUUGUUUUUUUGUUACUUUCAGCAAUGUGACCUCAGGUGCGAAAUAAUUUCAGGGCUCCUGUAUCAUGAAUUCAGGUUAUUUGUCUGAGUGCUCGUUCUUCCAUUGGGAGCCGGACCUCUGUUCAUGGACCGUCUGAGACCUACCAGACACAAGAGUCCUGGUCGGAUGACUGAGAGUCCUCAAAACCCCUUUUGCUCCUUUAUGAAUCGUCCCUUGAGGUAUACAAAAAGGGCCACAUAUAAGCAUCAAUGCGAAUGAUUUGUUUUUACCCAGCUAAGCUACCUAAAGGCUCUUUCUCUUGUGUCGAAUCCCCAUGUUGUACAAAAACAGUCCUUUGCUUUUCUAUGAGGUAGAGGAGGAGCUGUGAGUUCUUGUCCGUUUCUUAGAGACACCCAUAUUGUAGAAAAGGCUGCUCUGCAAUUAGGCUCCAUGUUUGAAUCACAUUAUUACUGUUGACCAUUAUAUUCGUAUAAUAUAUGUAUUCCAGUAGGAAAUACCAGAAUGUGCAAUAUUAACCCUGUUUUUUUUUGGGGGGGGUGGUGGGCUGGGGGAGGUGUUUGAAGGCAGUGUAGCUUUGCAUUAGCCACAGCACUGUCCCAAAAUGUGCAAAACGACUGUUGUGUGCAGGAUGAUCUCUGUGGAGUGUCUGUGGUCGUCCUUAUGACACUGUUGCAUGUGGUUGAAGAAUAGUUCAGGGCUGUAUACACAUUACAUUUAUAACGGCUGUUUUUGAGGGAAAUAUAAAAUGAGCCAAAUGAAACAGGCAUUUCAAGCUAGUAUUAUGCAUCUCCUCUACUGAACGUGCUAGGAAAAACAUUUGAACAUACUUUGAAUUGUUUUUUUUUUCCAACUUGUACUGUGUAUACAUUGGGAGCAGUGAUCAAACUCACUGACGAUGCCAGAUCUAUACUAUAUAUUUUAAAACUAUUUAACCUUUGCUAUAUUGACCGGUCUUGGGCGUUUCUUUCAUGUUGGGAUGGGGAAACUGCCUUGUAACAUAUGUUAUUGCAAGUGUAUCCAACUUUAUUUAUUUGUAAUUUGCCUUGAAAUGACCAAACGAAAGUAAAUAAAACUGUGGUUGAUCGGUU